Messenger RNA from Vigna angularis (adzuki bean), 1476 nucleotides. Its product is annotated as pectate lyase 1. Gene Ontology annotation, molecular function: pectate lyase activity. The coding region runs from base 67 to 1476 and encodes 469 amino acids. The record is from RefSeq and is a predicted model, not a curated record. Lineage: Eukaryota; Viridiplantae; Streptophyta; Magnoliopsida; Fabales; Fabaceae. The transcript has 6 exons.
AAUGAUCAAUGUUGGAGAAAAAAUCCUGAGUGGAGGAGACAUCGUUAUCAAUUAGCCACAUGUUCUAUGGGUUAUGCUGGCAAGAUGAUAAAGAACAUUGGGAAUGACCUCAUUUAUUAUAAAGUUACUGACUCUAGUGAUGAUCCUAUAAAUCCCAAGCCCAACACCUUGAGGUAUGGAACUUCUGUUAUUCAAGGUAAUGUGUGGAUCACAUUCCAAAAGGACAUGCAAAUUAAACUAGAGAAACCUCUUCUCAUUAGUAGUUUUACCACCAUUGAUGGUCGAGGUGUUAAUGUCCACAUCGCUCAUAAUGCAUGCUUAAUGAUCUUUAAGGCCACCAACAUAAUUAUCCACGACAUUCGAGUUCACCAUUGCAAACCUCAAGCCCAUGGGAUCGUGAUGGGGCCUGAAGGAAAGGUUAUUCCUAUAGGUCAUGUAGAUGGAGAUGCAAUAAGAUUGGUUACUGCUUCAAAGAUUUGGAUUGACCAUAAUACACUUAAUGAUUGUCAAGAUGGUUUGCUUGACGUAACACGAGGUUCUACUGAAGUGACUAUCUCCAAUAAUUGGUUCAAAAACCAAGAUAAGGUUAUGCUUCUUGGACAUGAUGAUGGAUAUCUGAGAGACAAGAAUAUGAAGGUUAUAGUGGUGUACAAUCAUUUUGGUCCUAAUUGCAAUCAACGUAUGCCAAGGAUUCGUCAUGGAUAUGCACAUGUAGCCAAUAAUUUUUAUCAAGGAUGGCUUCAAUAUGCUAUUGGUGGAAGCAUGGAACCUAGUCUUAAAAGUGAAGCUAACCUCUUUAUGGCACCAAUCAUAGGAAAUAAAGAGGUGACAUGGAGAAAGAGUAGUGAUAAAAGUGGAGGUACAUGGAACUUUCAUUCGAUAAGGGAUAUUUUUGAAAAUGGAGCUUCCUUCAAUAUAACAAAAGGAGGCGGUGUGAAAAAACCAAACUAUACUAAAGAACAAAAUUUUAAAGUUCUUGAUGCCAAAUUCGUGAGAUUGUUGACGCGUUCAUCUGUGCUCUCACUUCUUCUCCCUCCGUGCUCUCCCAUUCUUCCCCUCCGUUCUCUCCCAUUCUUCCCCUCUGUCACAACUGUAGCCUCCGCCGCUGUAGCCUCCUCCGCUGAUGCCUCCUCCACUGCUACCUCCGCCACUACUGCAUCCGCUGCUCCAGAUCGCCAUCUCCAAGCCGCUCUAGAUCGCCAAGCCACUCCAAAUCGGCGAGCCCUCCGUCGUUGUUGCCUCCGCCGCUGCUGGCUCCGUCGCUCUCGAUCCACCGGUCCAUAUCGCCAUCGCCAAGCCACUCCAGAUCGGCAAGCCCUCCGUCAUUGCUGCCUCCGCCGCUGCUGGCUCCGUCGCUCUCGAUCCACCGGUCCAGAUCGCCAUCGCCAAGCCGCUCCAGAUCGGCGAGCCCUCCGUCGUUGCUGCCUCCGCCAUUCUUCCCCUAUUUUGGCAUUGUUAUUGAGGCCAGCCCAAUGA